AUGGACGAAAAUCGUAGAGGACCUAACCAAAAUAUGUUACAGGCUCCAAAAUACAAUGGAGCCUGCCCUGAUGGCAUGUACUAUGAGCAAUCAACGAGUCGGUGCCGGAAAAUACCCUGUGGUGGUUCGGUCGUUUUCACAGAUUUAACCAGAAGAUGUACCAACAAUUUCCGAGGAGUAAAAGCUCACCCGAAAUACAAGCAAUACUACUACAUAUGCAAACCACGUUCAGUUGUUUUCAUCAAAUGCCCGGAGGAUCAAAUCAAUCCAGACGACUAUUUUGAUGAUUACGAUGAGGAAACGUUCCCACCCUGCAAGCGUCCAGGACGUUUCAGAUCGCCAACAGAUUGCUCUUUGUACUAUACAUGCAGUGCGAAGACAUAUGGGAAGUUCUAUCAAACGAGGUAUAGAUGCCCCGCUGGAACUUUAUACGACAUCGAAAAGGAGAAAUGUUGUAACAGGAACCAAGUCAAAUGCGAAUAUAUUACAAUAGAAGACCUCAUUGAAGAAUAUAUUCGAACCCAUAAAAAUAAUACAACUGAAGAGAAUAACGAAUCCAUUGAAUAUACAGAUUUUCCACAGGCGACAACCGUAACAUACGAAAGGGAAAAUCCCACAACACCGGUAGCUGUUCCAACUACUGAAAGGAAGGAACAAGAGACAACCACAACACCGGAACCUACUACAACAAUCAAAGAGAAGGAUGCCUACUAUAUAACGUCCAGUCCAUACUACCCAAGUGUUGACGAAGACUCCACUAUCAGUACUCGUGGAAUUCCUGAAACUACAACUGAAACUCAAACUAUAUUGAAUUCGAAAACAACAGAAGUUAGCGUAACUGAACCUACUACUUACCUUCCUUUCUCCACGAUUAACAUUCCGUCAGAAACAGAAUCAAGUGAAAUUGGAGAAUAUUCAGACUGGACAACUACUAAUGCAAUAUUCCCAGCCACUACUACAGAAACACAAACCACAUCAGACUCAAAAACCACAGAAACUGAAACAACCGAUUCUUUACUCUUUUCCACAACGACUGAGCUCCCACUUCAGACCGAUUCAACAGAAACUGCAAAAGACCUAGAAACAACCACUUCAGAUGAAAUGUCCCGAACAACUGUUACUAUUGCAGAAACAACAUCAAAAAUGCCGGCAACUCCAGAACCUGACAGCGAAGAAGAUUUACCUUUAUCAUCGGAUGCUCCUUUCCAAAUAUCGAAUAAAACCACAACAUCAACAGGUUGGUCAGAUGACUCCCCUCAAAAUCCAACAUUUGCCGAUUCCGAGUCAUCAGAGGACAGCAGCGAAAAACCGUCAACUUCGGAAUCUGAUUCAAUUGAAAGUGAAGAAAGCAGUGAAGAAGAGCCAGAAACUAUCGAGACAACAGAUGCAACUACGAACGUUCACCAAGAUUCAUCAACAACGCCUCCUUCAACGUUGCCUCCAGAAUCGACAGAGGCUUCAACAACUCAGGAUUAUACACCUCACCGGUCAUCGACAGAAAGUGCAACAAUUUUCGAAGAACCAUCAGAAGCAACAUUAUCCUCACCAGGAUCUUCAGAAGUUCCUACAGAAGCGACUACAUAUUCAAUGGGAGAUUCGUCUACCAAAACUUCGUCAACAGACGCUACGCUUCCCCAAAUGAAUGAAACUACAAUUUCACCGGACGAAUAUUCUGCUGCAACUUAUAGCACACCUCAACCCUCGGCAGAAACCCAGGAACCCGAAAUGGAAACUACCCCAAUAUUCAAAGAGACUGGGGAGACAACAAUCCUCUCCUCAGAAUCGACGGAGCUGCCUGUUGAAUCGACAACCAAUCCCAUAGAGAAUUCAUCAACGCAAGAAGCAACGAAAUUUACCACACUACCUCAAACAAGUGAAUCCACAACAAUAGCCAACGAGCAUUCUUCCUCAGAAACUACUCCCGUGUUCAACGAAACUUUGGAAACAACAACAUUCAGUCCAUCGCAAUCUCCUGACCACUUCGCAGAAUCUACCCCACAAUCAACAGACAGUUCAUCAACGGUAACCUUACCGACGGAAACUAUACCUGAAAUAGACGAAACCUCAACCCCAGACGACGAGUAUCGUUCUUCAACUAUUGACAUCCAUCAACCAUCAACAGGAACUCAGGAACCUACAAUGGAAACCAGCCCAAUGUUCGAAGCAACUUCGGAAACAACUUUGAAGGUUUCGAAAUCUUCGCCACAACCCACGGAAUCCACAAUGUAUCCGGUGGACAGUUCAUCAAUGGAAACUUCAUCGACGGAAACAAUACUUCCUCAAAUUGGCAAGGACACUACUCCAGCCGGAGAGUAUCCUUCUUCAACGUAUAGCACCUAUCAAUCAUCAACGGAAGCUCGACAGCCGUCAGUGGAAACUACACCAAUAUUUGAAAGUACUGUAGCAACGACAUUGAAGUCAACAGAAUCCUCAGAAGAUACCAUAUAUCCGGAGAACAGUUCAUCAACAGAAACUUUAUCCUCAGAAACUAUGCUUCCCCAUAUUAGCGAAUCUACUACUCCUGUCGAAGAAACUACCCCAAUAUUUGAAGAUACUUUAGAAACGACGUUACUCCCAUCACAACCAACAGAAAUAGCCACGGAAUCUACCACGUAUCCGGUGCAAAGUCCGUCCACUGAAACAUCAGAAAAUAUACCUUCUCAUAUGGAGGAGACCACAACUCCGGCCAGCGAAUAUCCGUCUUCAACUCAUAGCACUUAUCAGUCAUCAACGGAACGUGAACAGUCAUCGACGGAAAUUACUCCAACAUUCGAAGAAACUUCGGAGACAACGUUACCUCCUUCAGCAUCCUCCGAACUACCCCCGAAAUCUACUACAUACCCAACGGAGAGCUUAUCUACCGAAACUUCAUCCAGUAAUACAUUCCCGGAAACAGACGAGAACACAACCCCAGAAACGGAAUAUUCGUCUUCAACUGAUAGCAAAGGGGAAUCCUCAGGGGAAACUACCCCAGCGUCCACAAUAACGCUGGAAACGACGUUAACGCCCUCACAACAUCCAGAAAUAACUACGGAAUCUACAACAUAUCCAAUGGAAACUUCUUCGACGGAGUCAUUGCCGACAGACACUGAGGUUCCUCAAAUAGGCGGAAGCACAACUCCAGCCGAAGCAGAAGAUAACACUACAUCAACUAGCGUGGAAUAUGCAUCAACCACAGAAUUUACCUCAGCUAAAUGGGGCCUGAAUCAUCUACAGUGUAUGAUUCAAGUACUGCUCUCAACGUUGAACCUUCGACUACUGACUCGGACACCAUUGACUCCACCGCCACUGAAUCGCCCACCGCUGAACCUUCCACCGUUAAAUUUGCAACCCCUGAAUCUACCACAAAUGAAUUUACUACUUCUGAAUACUCAACUGCUGGAAUUGCCGAGAACGAACUUACCACCGAAAUUGCCACUACUAGGCUAA
This is a messenger RNA of Hermetia illucens (black soldier fly), 3429 nucleotides long. RefSeq names its product flocculation protein FLO11-like. The record is from RefSeq and is a predicted model, not a curated record. Gene Ontology annotation, molecular function: chitin binding. The transcript is spliced from 6 exons. NCBI's taxonomy places the organism in Eukaryota, Metazoa, Arthropoda, Insecta, Diptera, Stratiomyidae. Bases 1 to 3429 code for a protein of 1142 amino acids. Gene Ontology annotation, cellular component: extracellular region.